Raphanus sativus (radish) is the source of this 414-nucleotide messenger RNA. RefSeq lists its product as uncharacterized. Bases 1 to 414 code for a protein of 137 amino acids. The transcript has a single exon. The record is from RefSeq and is a predicted model, not a curated record. NCBI's taxonomy places the organism in Eukaryota, Viridiplantae, Streptophyta, Magnoliopsida, Brassicales, Brassicaceae.
AUGGGAAAAUACCUCAGAGAAGCUGAUGUGCAAAAAUGGGCUAGAUGUCAAUUCUCUGGAUACAGAUAUGACAUAAGGACAACUAACCCUGCCGAAUUCAUCAACUCUGCUUUGCGUUCACCGAGAGAGUAUCCAAUCAUUCCCUUGUUGGACAGUAUCAGAGAAAUGUUGACUCGGUGGUUUUAUAACCGUAAGAAAAAGAUUUCAAAGCAUACACAUCCUCUCACCAAAGAUGUGAAAAAGAAGAUUGCAAGGAGAACCGAGAAAGGCAAAACAUUUGUAGUUUACCCUGUCAGCGAUGGUCGAUUGCUUGUUAGAGGUGAUAAAAUUGACUUCUUAGUUGAUUUGGAUAGACGGACUUUGCUCAUGUGGAAAGUACAACCUGAUAAAGAUACCUUGUCGGCACGCAAUUAA